AUGUCUGUGCAGGGGCAGACAUAUUCGAGCUGCGAGGAGCAAGCCUCUGAUUGGCUCUCAACCAACGUCGUGCAAGGUGACGAUGCACUGGAGACUCACUCGCUCGCAUACAUCGCCCCAAAGCCAUCCAUGUUGGACGUGAGGGCAUCCGGGCGCAAUCCCCGGGCUACUCGCGCUUGUGCACGAUGUCGCAAGCGCAAGAUCAGGUGCGACUUGGCGUACCCUACUUGUGGAACAUGUGCUGCAGUCGGCGUCGACUGUAUGGGGUUUGAUGCGACCAAGGGAGAAGAGCAGCCGCGGAGCCUUGUGGCUUUCCUGGAGAACAAAGUAGCCCACUUGGAGAUCGAAUUGGCCAAGCUACAAUGUCACGCUGCGGGCGACCAGAGUGUUGAGCAAGCACUCAUACCGGGAGUUCUGUCACAGUACAGGAGCCAAUUGCUAGCAUCGAUAAGUUUGAGAAAUGGCUGUGACCGUGCGUACGAUGCUGGCUACAAUACGGAGUCGUGGCGGUCAGUUCCAUAUAUUUCACCGUCGCUGCUUCCCACGUUAGACCCCGUGCGCGAUCCGGCGGCGGUGGAUGUACCUACACUUAGAGCUCGGGCUGUAGCCCAGAGAAGGGAUAUAGCGUCAAUUCCUCGCAAUGUGGUUGACAUUAUGCUGAAACACUACGCCGAUUUCUACUUGGCGCAGUACCCGAUUGUUGAUGAAUCGGAACUUGUAGAGCAAUGCAACAGAGUAUACGACAGAACUGCGACUCAAUUCGACUUGUAUGUUGUGUGCAUGGCUCUCUCUAUCAGUGCACACACCUUGAUCCGACAUGAUCAGGAAAGAGCAACGAAAGCCGCAGAUGAGUUCUGGGAGACGGCAAUUACGAGUCUCGACUCCGUCUUGGAACAGGGACCUCUGGUGCAGCUACAGGCAAUCAUGUUGCUUUGUCAUUAUGGCUUCGCUAACCCAUCCGUUGUCAACUCUGGUCUGUGUUCUCGAGCAGCCAUGGCGCUCUGUGUGCAACUUGGUCUACAUCAGGAACCCUCCGCGGUAAACCUUCGUCGAUUCAUUAAUCUGGAAAGCCAACGAAGGAUAUUUUGGACGUGCUAUGUUCUAGAUGCUCAGAACAACAUGUUGACUGGUAAACCGUCUAGUGUUUUCAAUGUCAACAUCUCCGUUCGUUAUCCCACCUUGAAAAACAUCGAGACCGAACAUGGGGUCAAAGCUGCCCUCGCAAACUAUCUGUAUGCCUUCAGACAGUUAGAGGCAGAGAUAACGUUGGGGAUGCUACACGCGGAAAACUGCGGGGAUUCGCGAAUCGCUGCACCGGAGUGGCUUAAUGACGCUCGAGCCCGAGCAGAAUCCUGGCGAGAGAUGCUAGACUGUCACCAAUUUGCAUGUAGAAUAGAGUUUCGAUAUCUCAUGUAUAACUAUCAGCGAAUGCGGCUGAAUCGUCUCUCUCCAAGAUUGCCCAACCCAUCUAAUGCAAUGCGUCGCGAAUGCAUGGUUGCGGGAAUAUUCAAUGCUUCUGAAUAUUGUCGCUUUUCACAGCAGGGGAGUUUCUUUUACUGGCAUUUCUGCUGCUGGCAUUUCUUCGAAAUAGGAAUUGUUCUUGUUGAGGGGACGCAUACUGGUCUUGAUUUGAUAUGGCGACAUCAAGAAUCCUUCCUGGAUCCAACAAUCGCUGUGCAGAUCCUCAGGCUCAUGCACGCCAUCCCUAUGGUCUUGAAUAAAAUGUUACAUCGAUGGCCACAGGUCAAGCAGAUGAUACUUGAGCUAGAAAGACUGUUCAAUCCCGCGCUACGCCGUCUAGAUCAAUUUGUUGCCGGAGAGACCGUCAACAUGGAAUCGUCGAAUGACGAGGCUGUUGCUCGUCAAGUAUUAUCUAUCAGACGGUAUCUUCUAGGUGGUUGUGAUUUGAAUGUUCGGGACGACCAAGAGAGACGUUCAGUCUCGUAUCAACAAGUUGGCCAGCAGGUAUCCGCACUUCAUAGCCUACAGCCACCCAUUGCAGAAGAAUCGCCGACAGUAGAAGAAGUUCUCCAUGUGCUGCAGCCCAGCAGAAACGAUGGCAACGGCAUGUGGCCUCAUCCCUCCGCUAUUGAAAACACUAUCAUCGACCCAAGACCAAUGAUUGACUCGAACCCUCAACCCGAUGAGGCCAGUGCUGCUCCCGAAUAUGCCUGCCGCCCGGGCCAGACCGAUAAGCAAUCCUCGGACUUUAACCCGAUCCAACAUCACUGCCUGCGUCCGCUGUCGCCAACGGAAGCAGAGAUGCGAUCAGAAUCUUCCGGUGCGGAAUCAAUAUGUGGCAAUUGUGCAAAAGCGGGUGUUGAGUGCGUCGGCUACGAUGCGGUAGCAAAGAGACAUGUGCCGCGGAGUUACGUUCACAGCCUGGAAGAGCGAAUAGCUUUUCUCGAACUUAAGCUGCAAAGAUACGGCAUUGACAGCGACUCCGAUCAAAACGAGCAACAUGAGAGCAUCACGCAUGAAGGACCCGUGCAAACUAUCCCAGCCCCUGAAAGCGUGAUACAACCAGUAUUAGACGCAAAGUUCAAAGAUCAGUCGCAAUCUUUGUCAAGAAUGCUCCGUUUCGAGACUCGCACUGACGAACACUUCAAUAAACUACUCUUCGCGGAGCUACACAGGACCGAAGUAACUCUUGAUAUAGUGCAGGCGCUGGAGGGACAGAGCGAACCCACGCCAUUAUUACCAUCGACAAAAUACGUGGAGUUUCACGUGCCUCACAACCUCGAUGCUGCACCGGUGUCCCUGCCAGAAAAGCGAGUCGCUGAACACUUGACUGUUGUAUAUUUUGAAUUUGCAAACUUUAGCUCACCCGCUCUUCAUGAACCAACAUUUCGCACAAACCUGGAACUAUCUUAUACAUAUUUGGGACGGGAGCCUGUCGAUGAUCUCGGCGUUGAAAAGAAUGACCGCAAAGAAAGGCUUGCGGUUGCCUACUCCUUCUUAGUGUUCGCUGUGGCGCUGCUAACGCUACAAAAGCACGAUGCCACUGGUGUUCCGACCUCUCUGUGCGAGCGAUACUAUGCAACAGCAUUGCGUUCGCUGGACGACAUCGGACUUCCAGCUGACAUCGAAGGGAUUCAAAUACUCUUACUAAUUGCUCAAUAUUCUUCCCUUCACCCGAGCGUUUUCUCUACCUGGAAAACAAUCGGAAUGGCUGUUCGGUUAGCUGUUGAAUUGGGUCUUCAUCAGGAAGCCCCUGCUGGGAAGUUUGACCCAUUAACCUUAGAUACUAGGAGAAGGGUAUUCUGGGUUGUAUACUCCAUGGAUAGAACUGUUGGUUCGAUAUUGAAUCGACCGUUUUGUCUUUCAGACGGGGCAAUUACCACCCAGUUUCCGAGCCCAGUUCAAGACGAUCUGAUUACGGUUGAGGGUAUACACGACCAAGAAACUGGCGCAAUCGGAAAGAAAGCGUUUAGCCUUCACUACUUCCGAUACCGUCAACUUCAGUCCGAGAUUCAAAUUACUCUCCACGAACACAGACCUGCAGCAUAUCCUUCAAUUAAUUAUACCAUGUGGCAACAAGACAUGCAUAGACGAUUACAAGAAUGGAAGUCCUCAAGUCCCCGCCCUCAUAGCAGUGCGCCCCCAAGCAACAUUGCUCCUCCCGAGGUCCUCAAUCUAGCCUACCAUCAAGCCGUUAUAACUCUCUACCGAUCGUCACCUAUCAUACCCCAGCCGUCUGAAUAUGCGAUGGUGCAACUUGCAGAGUCAGCUUCUGUCUUUAUUAGGCUUUAUCGCCAACUUCACCGAGAAAAUAAACUUCGACUCUUCUGGCAGGCCGUUUACAACCUUUUCGCUGCUGGUACAGCGUUACUAUAUUGCUAUUCACAUUCGCCUCUAGUGCGGCAAAGGCUAACCCUCAGAGCGGUGGAAAAAAGCGUACACUCCUGCUCAGCUGCGCUUUGGGCCAUGGUUGAAAGAUUUCCUGCGGCGAAGGGCAAACGAGAUGCAUUUGAUGUCAUUUCGUCAGCUGCACUUGAAGCGGUUAGCAAUGCUGCCGGUGAUUCUCUUCCUCGUCAUGAUGGCUCUUCGAGCUCUGUAUCUGCCUCUCCGCCUUCAAUAAAUAAUGAGACGCUAGAAAGAAGACGUGUAGUGCCAGCUAUACACGAAACAAGAAAUACCACUCAUCCUUCAAGACGGGAUAAUUUCAUGGGGUCUCUCCCUUCCGAAACUGAAACUGGCCUACCCCCUCCGAUAUUGUUCGACCAGACUAAUAUUAGUGGCAGUCGGAGUAGUGAUGAUGAAAUCAAUGAAAUGACUGUAGAUCUUCCCUGGGCUCCUGCAGGAGAUGACUUGUCGUUUGUUGAUUUGAGUAUUAUCCGAGAUCCCGGUAAUCUGUCACUGUCUACAUGGGUUUAG
Talaromyces atroroseus is the source of this 4377-nucleotide messenger RNA. RefSeq lists its product as hypothetical. The record is from RefSeq and is a predicted model, not a curated record. Lineage: Eukaryota; Fungi; Ascomycota; Eurotiomycetes; Eurotiales; Trichocomaceae. The transcript has 7 exons. Bases 1 to 4377 code for a protein of 1458 amino acids. Gene Ontology annotation, molecular function: zinc ion binding; sequence-specific DNA binding; DNA-binding transcription factor activity, RNA polymerase II-specific. Gene Ontology annotation, biological process: positive regulation of transcription by RNA polymerase II; DNA-templated transcription.